UGCUUCAUUAGUUUGCUAAAAGUCAUUUUGGUGAAACAUUGUCCUGAUACGUUUUUUUGCAUUGGUAUCGCCCAAAGGCUAUAAAUACUCUGCGACUCAGUCGCUCGCUUGGCGGUGCGGGUUUCGGUUGCUAAGGAACCACAGAAAGCAGGUGGCAUAGACAUGAGAAUGGUAUAGUUAGAAGGCUGGUCAGUCUGGCUGGUUGAGGUGUGGAGGGGACACCACAGACCACGCCAGAGUUCUGACUGAAAAUUUUUUUUAAAAAAUCUCUACCCUCGGUGGAUCUGCCAUCUCCAUGCGUCUCCUUGGACUGCAAUUAUGGUUACACUUAUCACAGAGCAGCUCUGUAAGCAGAGUUUAGAGGAACCUUAUCACAAGGCUUUCACAUUCAAUGCCAGUGUGUCUCUGCCUGCAGUGGGCUCAAGUCCAACCAUUUCAUGGAAUUCUGGCAAAACAACGCAAGAAGCCAGCUCAGACACACACCAGUCAUGCAAAGCACAUGUUUUGGCUGACUCGUGUGAUCCUUGGCCCCGCUCGCGCUCUGGAGAGCCACUCCAGGGACUAGAGGUUUCCCUCACAAACAAAUCCUUCCAAAGUUCCCCCCCACCACCUCCAAAACGCCACUGCCGCUCCCUCUCUGUUCCAGAGGACCUGUCCCAGUGCCGCUCCACUUGGCACCCAAGCGCAUCAAAGGUCUGGACUCCAGUAAAACGGGGCUGCCACAGUCGAGGAGCAUCUAGUUCAGGCUCUGGAGCCAGUUCUUUGCUUCUUUGUGGUCCCAGUUCUUCCUUCACCUCGUCCUCUUUACACUCAUCAUCUAGCCCUAACUUCUUUAGUUUAGCACUGUCUUCUGACUCUUCUUUGUCCUGUGGAUUCCCAUGGGAUCCCUGUGACACGUUGAAAGGUGCUUGCUCUGCCUCUCUUGCUACACCUUCCUCUUGCUCCUCUUCACCAGCCCCUCUGGUUUCUCACUCUAUCCUGCACCGUCGCUUCUCCCUUUCCCCCGUGCACAUUCAGAUAGCCUCUGUGGCGUCCUUGCACCCUCCGCCUUCCCCAGCUCAUGUUCUGGCACACAGCUUUUCUGGCCCAGAGCAUCCUUCCCUGUGUCCAUCUCCCACUUCAGCUUGCAGUACCCCAUCCUGCUCCCGGCGGGACCUGCACCCCGCACUGCCACGAUGCCACUCGCAGCCCUGCGACAUGCGCAAACCCCGGCUGAAGAGGCGCCAUGACCCAGAUGUCCUUCCUUGCUCCCGGCCAGGGCUGGACUUCAGCAAAAUGACACAGAUGGGUAAUUGCGAGAGCCUGGUGGGUGGAACAGGUGGUGGCAUAUUUCCAGUGUCUUCUCAAUCCGAGCAGCGCUUGGCCUUCUCCCCUGCUGAAUUCCUGGGAAGAACCAGCAUCGGUCCGCUGAGUGAAAGUGAAGAAGAAGAAGAGGAGGAGGAAGAAGAGUGUGAAAGAACUGUUUUAGCUGUUGGAAAAAAAUUUAUUUUUGAAAGAGACUGUACAGAUUUGGACUUGAGCCUCAUAGAAGAAAACUGACCAUUAAUUGGUGCUUACAGUAACUACUGUGUUCAUAACCAUGUAAAGCACACAUGUUGGCUUCUGGCAGAGCCUUUUGGGAACAACCUACUCUUACUGUCCUGAGUUAAUGAUUAAGAGCUAGGGAAGUUGGAGCCAAUUUCCAGUUACAUUGCAGUGAUUGUGUGUCAACUCGCUUCUCAGACUUUCACAAAAAAAAAAAAUUAGUGCCUGCCUGUUCAGCCCUCCUUAUGGGAAAAGCGCAUGAGCAAAUAAGCAGUUUUUCAUGUGAGCAGCACACUUUUAACCAUUUUGAAUCAACAUUAGUCUUAAUGUUAUUCACCACAUCUCAGUUGUCUUUCACAGCCUGAUUGACGCUGCACCUGGAAGUGAACAAAAAUGUUCUGCUUGGAUCUGAAUGAUGCGCACAAGCCGUUUUGAUGUUACUAUGUGCAUAAAAAAAAAAUCCAUAUCUUAGUGCUCUCCUGUAUAUUUAACAGGAAACAUUCCAGAAUCCACUGUACCUUUUUUAAUUCCCUGCUAAAAUGCAUCGGUUUUCAGCUUGUGCUCUUAAAAUAUGUUUGCUACAAAGGGAACUUUCUAUUGUAAUUGCUUAACUGAUGAAUAAGCAAGCCCCCCUCAUCAAGAGUAAUAAUGAUUAUACUGUUAACCAUGCCUUAAACCUAAAAUACAGAGUCCUUGGUGCUCUGGACCCCUUUUUUCACAGCCAGACACAUUUAUGGUCUCUGUUUGCACUGAUUUGGAUAUUUUUGAAUGCCUGGCACAUAAACUACAAUAGCUAACUGAAUAACUGAAUCAGUGCUGCAGGUGGACUCCCUGUGGCACUCCAUAAUGUACUGUACUGCGGUGAAAGUGAGUGCACGUUUCCCCACCAUUCCUGAGUGUAUGUGACCAAGGCUUGGAGUAAUGCAGAUGAUUUGGUGGCCUUUGAGAAAUUAUCUUUCAUGUUUUCAGGUGGGAAAAAAAACUCCUCUUGCACAAUGUAUGUAUGAAUAAAAUUUAAUAUUUUUUUUCAAA
Xiphophorus couchianus (Monterrey platyfish) is the source of this 2556-nucleotide messenger RNA. Its product is annotated as protein FAM53C-like. Gene Ontology annotation, biological process: protein import into nucleus. Gene Ontology annotation, cellular component: nucleus. The transcript is spliced from 5 exons. Bases 319 to 1539 code for a protein of 406 amino acids. The record is from RefSeq and is a predicted model, not a curated record. NCBI's taxonomy places the organism in Eukaryota, Metazoa, Chordata, Actinopteri, Cyprinodontiformes, Poeciliidae.